AUGUUUCGUCGCCGCUGGUCCAGUCUCCCGGCUGUACCCAAGUUCACCCCAGAUCUCAAGAAGCUCGACUACUUCAUCAACGAGGAAGACGAAAUUCGCUACUUGCACAACCCCGACUUUUACUUCAAGUACUUCUUGACCAAGAACUCGAGGUACAACGACUUCCAGCGCUUCGCCUUCAACGAAGCAGUCAAAGAUGUCAUCGACUCACGUCUCGAAGCCGAAGGCCUGAAGGAGGUCCUCCUCCCGCUCGGCGUUACCAGCAAAGAUGAGCGCCACGUCAAGAUCCGUCUCAGCGAGGACAUCUCCACCAAGUCGCGCGUCGUGAUCAUCUUCGGCCAGUCCUGCCAGGACUUUGGUAUUUUGGCCCACCGUGUAGCUAGCGGACAGGGCGGCCUCAACAAGGGCUCGAUGGUGAACAUGGUCAAAGCACUCAAACAGCAGAAGUCUUCCGCGACCGACGACGCUGCGCCCGGCAUCAUUCUCGCCAACCCCGGCAACCUCUGGUGGUGGCCCGAAGGCAAGAAGGCGCUGAGUGAGUUUGCUCGUCACCAGAUUCCGGGUAGCAGUCUAGUUCAUUGGGGUUGGCACCACGAUCCGAAGAGGAACACCAUUCCGGAGAAUGCCGAUCACACGGAGCACAUGAAGUAUAUCUUUGAGAAGGUCGUGCCGCAGUUUGUCAACGACAAGACCACGAUCGAUAUCAUUGCGCUCGGCGACAUGUCGGAUGAGGUGGAGCAGUACCUUGACAACGACGAUGUCUGGGCAAAGGUCGGACACAAGCUGAACGCUCUUGUGGUUCUGGGUGGCUUUUACGAUAUGCGCGAGGCAGUCUGCGAGGACUUCAAGAAGUUCAUGGAUCGGCGUGGACGAGCCUACAUCAUGAACAAUGAUCCCCUGGACACCCUCAUUGCUGGCCCUGAGGGCGGUAGCCGCGCCGUCACCGGUUACGUUGGCUACGGUUGCCCUACUUACAGUGUCGGCCCCGACGCCGUCAUGGUGGAACUAAUCCUUGUCGAGGCCGGCUCCGUGGUCUUGAAGUGGCUGCAGGAUGUCGCUCUGGACAAGGACUACGUCAACCCGCGGGUUCACAUCUCUUUCCCCGAGGAAGAGGAGGAUGACGGUAAAUGGCCAGGAUGGGAGAAGAUGAACGAUGAGUCCAAGGAGGAAGAGAUCAAGAAAGAGGGAAACGAGGAGAAGAACCACGAGGAGGAGGCCAAGAAGGUUCAAGUCAGAGUUCAGAGAGAUGGCCCCCAGCCUUCUUCUAAGGAUGAACCCGAGGGUAUCGACGAGGAGCUGGUCAGGGACAUGGCUAAGAAACAGAUGAUGGCAGAUGGUGAUGCUGACUCUGAGGAUGAGAUCUAA
Messenger RNA from Sordaria macrospora k-hell, 1365 nucleotides. RefSeq lists its product as uncharacterized. Gene Ontology annotation, cellular component: nucleus. Gene Ontology annotation, molecular function: siRNA binding. Gene Ontology annotation, biological process: regulatory ncRNA-mediated heterochromatin formation. The record is from RefSeq and is a predicted model, not a curated record. Lineage: Eukaryota; Fungi; Ascomycota; Sordariomycetes; Sordariales; Sordariaceae.